CCCCUGCGCGACUCCGGCUGGGCAGGAUUCCGGACAACGCCUGGUUCCUCUCGGGUCCUUCCGGCGUCGCCGGAGUGAAUUGAUCCGGGAGUUGAAGAGGGCUCCAGAGGUGGGAAGUGAAGUCAGUGCCUCAGUUGCCGGUCAGUAUAUAUUUUGUGCCCUGUUCUUUUAUCACAAAAAAGAAAAGAAAUACUGCAGUGAAUGAAGAUUCCUCUGCAUUUUAGCACUGCUUUUUCUACUGUAGUUGGCUUUUGAAUGAGGAUGACAAUGGAAGAGAUGAAGAAUGAAGCUGAGACCACUUCCAUGGUUUCUAUGCCCCUCUAUGCAGUCAUGUAUCCUGUGUUUAAUGAGCUAGAACGAGUAAACCUGUCAGCAGCUCAGACACUGAGAGCAGCUUUCAUUAAGGCUGAAAAAGAAAAUCCAGGACUUACACAAGACAUCAUUAUGAAAAUUUUAGAGAAAAAAAGUGUAGAAGUUAACUUCACAGAGUCCCUUCUUCGAAUGGCAGCUGAUGAUGUAGAAGAGUAUAUGAUUGAACGACCAGAGCCAGAAUUCCAGGACCUAAAUGAAAAGGCACGAGCACUUAAGCAAAUUCUCAGUAAGAUCCCAGAUGAGAUCAAUGACAGAGUGAGGUUUCUGCAGACAAUCAAGGAUAUAGCUAGUGCAAUAAAAGAACUUCUUGAUACAGUGAAUAAUGUCUUCAAGAAGUAUCAAUACCAGAACCGCAGGGCACUUGAACACCAAAAGAAAGAAUUUGUAAAGUACUCCAAAAGCUUCAGUGAUACUCUGAAAACCUAUUUUAAGGAUGGCAAGGCAAUAAAUGUGUUCAUAAGUGCCAACCGACUAAUUCAUCAAACCAACUUGAUACUUCAGACCUUCAAAACUGUGGCCUGAAAGUUGUAUAUGUUAAGAGAUGUACUUCUCAGUGGCAGUAUUGGACUGCCUUUAUCUGUAAAUUUUAAAGUUUGACUGUAUAAAUUAUCAGUCCCUCCUGAAGGGAUCUAAUCCAGGAUGUUGAAUGGGAUUAUUGCCAUCUUACACCAUAUUUUUGUAAAAUGUAGCUUAAUCAUAAUCUCACACUGAAGAUUUUGCAUCACUUUUGCUAUUAUCAUUCUUUUAAGAAUUAUAAGCCAAAAGAAUUUACGCCUUAAUGUGUCAUUAUAUAACAUUCCUUAAAAGAAUUGUAAAUAUUGGUGUUUGUUUGACAUUUUAACUUGAAAGCGAUAUGCUGCAAGAUAAUGUAUUUAACAAUAUUUGGUGGCAAAUAUUCAAUAAAUAGUUUACAUCUGUUAAACAUUUCUUUACUUGAAAAAAUACAUAUAUAUAUAUAUAUGAAUAUAUAUAUAUGAUCAGAAGACCAAGAUGACUUGGUGUAAUGUCUAAAGAACUUCUAACGGGAGCUUACUAGCAGUUUAUCAGAUAAUAAAGCAACAAGAAUUCU
This is a messenger RNA of Odobenus rosmarus divergens (Pacific walrus), 1441 nucleotides long. It is a transcript of the gene PDCD10, whose product is annotated as programmed cell death 10. The coding region runs from base 256 to 894 and encodes 212 amino acids. The record is from RefSeq and is a predicted model, not a curated record. Gene Ontology annotation, cellular component: Golgi apparatus; FAR/SIP/STRIPAK complex. Gene Ontology annotation, molecular function: protein kinase binding. Gene Ontology annotation, biological process: regulation of Golgi organization; positive regulation of MAP kinase activity. NCBI's taxonomy places the organism in Eukaryota, Metazoa, Chordata, Mammalia, Carnivora, Odobenidae. The transcript has 8 exons.